CUCACUUCCAUCAACAUGUCCAGCAACUGCUGCUCCGGUGCCUUCUCCUGCAACUCCUUUGGGGGCUAUCGGCGCUGUCCCAGCUCUUCCUACCCCAGCAAUCUGGUCUACCGCACCGACGUUUGCUCUUCCAGCCCCUGCCAGCUGGGAUCCUACUUCCCCAGGGACUGCCGGGACACCUGCUCUGAGCCCGUCAGGUGCCAGUCAUCAGUCGUGCUUCCCCGUUCCUGUCAGACGUCCUGCUUCCAACCAAGGUCCUCCAUCGUCUGCAGUCUCCGCGAGACUUACACUGGGUCUCUGGGCUGUGACUCCUACAGCAGCCGCUCCCUGGGCUUUGGGUCGAGAAGCUCCUGCUCAGUGGGAUGCGGAUCUCGGGGCUUCAGAUCCUGCGGCUUCCCCUUCCUGAGCUCUGGAACCAGAUUCUGCAGCCCUGCCUACUUCCCUUCCAGAAGUUUCUAUUCAUCUUACUAUCAGCCCCUCUACACCUUUGGCUUUUACUGA
Messenger RNA from Sorex fumeus (smoky shrew), 501 nucleotides. Its product is annotated as keratin-associated protein 13-1-like. Lineage: Eukaryota; Metazoa; Chordata; Mammalia; Eulipotyphla; Soricidae. The transcript has a single exon. Bases 16 to 501 code for a protein of 161 amino acids. The record is from RefSeq and is a predicted model, not a curated record.